Molecule: messenger RNA, 468 nt
Organism: Talpa occidentalis (Iberian mole)
Lineage: Eukaryota; Metazoa; Chordata; Mammalia; Eulipotyphla; Talpidae
Product: glycosylation-dependent cell adhesion molecule 1-like
Exons: 3
Coding region: 1-468 (155 amino acids)
Source: RefSeq, a predicted model, not a curated record
AUGAAGUUCUUCAGCAUCCUGCUGCUGGCCAGUCUGGCCUCCACCUCUCUCACUGCCCUUCACGCCCCAGCCACGCAGGUCACCCCCAGCGGUCAUCCCCAGAAGGACCAGGCCCCCAAAAAGGACGCUGCUAAGGAGGCUUCCAUCUCCAUAGAAGAGCUCUUUUCCCAAGAGGAGGUUGUGAUCAAAUCUAUCAGGACACCCAAGAAUCCAAAGCCUGAGCUGCCUCACCUCAUCGCGCAGGCGAACAGCUUCAAAACCACUCACCUUGAGGAAAAACUCAGCGCAUCCCACACACUCUCUGAAGAGGCCAUGACUGAGCUCACCCCCACGGCUGCAACCACCUCAGAGGAGCAGCUGGCCAAGUACAGCUAUGAAUUUGGGAAGAAAGUGGAGAAAGAGAUGAAAAAACUCAUCAACUAUCUGAAGAGCCUUUUCCCUCGCAUCUCUGAAGUCACAAAGGCCUGA